Xylona heveae TC161 is the source of this 1438-nucleotide messenger RNA. Its product is annotated as kinase-like protein. Gene Ontology annotation, biological process: peptidyl-serine phosphorylation; intracellular signal transduction. Lineage: Eukaryota; Fungi; Ascomycota; Xylonomycetes; Xylonales; Xylonaceae. Gene Ontology annotation, molecular function: ATP binding; protein serine/threonine kinase activity. The transcript is spliced from 5 exons. The annotation marks the transcript as partial. The record is from RefSeq and is a predicted model, not a curated record.
GAAACCCACUUCAAUUCCAUUCUAGCGGGAAAUACGACGCCCCGGGAUCAGAGACGUCGGGCCCUUGAGGCUAAGUUUGAGGCUGAAAACAUAUCGCCCAAGCAGCGAGAUGAGGAGCUGUGGAAAUGGGCUUGUAUGGAGACUGAAUAUCUCCGACAGACUCGUGUACUGCGCGCAAGGGCAAGCAGCCGAGUUUUUUCACCCUCUCAAAAUGUCACCGUUGGUGGUUACGAAGUUAUUCGCGUCCUUGGCAAAGGAAGUUUUGGCGUGGUUCGGCUCGCGUCAUCGAAGAAGGUGUAUGCCAUGAAGGUCAUCAAGAAAUCGGAUAUGCUGCGCAAUUCCCAAGAAGGGCAUUUGCGAGCCGAGCGCGAUUUCCUUGUUGCAUCUGAGCGAUCGCGGUGGGUCGUGCCGUUGAUCGCCAGCUUCCAAGACACGAGCAACUUGUACCUGGUCAUGGAUUAUAUGGUCGGAGGCGACUUCCUUGGUCUUCUUAUUCGGAAGAACACACUGAGCGAGGAGAUGACUAAAUGGUACGUUGCGGAGAUGAUUCUUUGCGUCGAAGAAGCGCACCGGAUGAAAUGGAUUCAUCGAGACAUUAAGCCUGAUAACUUUUUGAUCUCGGCGUCUGGCCAUUUGAAGAUAUCUGAUUUUGGGUUGGCCUUUGACGGUCACUGGGCGCACGACCAAUCCUACUAUAAUAACCACCGACAUUCCCUUGUGCACCGGCUGGGAAUCGAGGUUCAGGGUGACACUAUUGACCGCGAGCAAGACGAGAAUAUUCUUCAAUAUCGCAACAGAACCGGUAAGCGCCAGCUUGCCAAGAGUAUUGUCGGCACUAGUCAAUACAUGGCGCCGGAGGUCAUUAGAGGCGACCCUUACGAUGGGCGCUGCGAUUGGUGGUCGAUUGGUAUAAUCAUAUUUGAGUGUCUAUUUGGUUACACUCCUUUCUGCUGCGAUGAUCGUACAGAAACAAAAUAUAAGAUUUUGCAUCAUGCCACCACAUUGGAAUUUCCUGAAUCAAAGGAUGUUUCCCUAGAAGUAGUGGACUUGAUCCGCAAAAUUCUGCGAGAACGCGAGCUUCGGCUCUCUUCCAAGAAGUAUUGGCCAAAUGAUUGGGACCGCCUGCUUCCAAACACUGGCAUUACGCCCGAUCAGACCUCGGUUCAGGAUUACACUGGACAUUACGUCUUCCCCGACGAUGCCGAAGACAUUAAGAGGCACAAGUUUUUCAAGCGGUGGAAUUGGCAAAAUCAACACUUGUCCCAUCCCCCCUUUGUCCCCAAGGUGAAGAGCGAGGAAGAUACAAAGUAUUUUGAUGAGGGCCAAAGCAUUAGCGAUGUUGAACCUUCAAAGGAGUCUUCGACUCGUGGUUCCAGCUCUGGCAGCUCACGAAUCGCUGAAAUUAAUCGCAUUGUCGCAGAAGCUGCCCGCACCGGCU